Molecule: messenger RNA, 4083 nt
Organism: Capsaspora owczarzaki ATCC 30864
Lineage: Eukaryota; Filasterea; Ministeriida; Capsasporidae
Exons: 6
Coding region: 113-3931 (1272 amino acids)
Biological process (GO): signal transduction; actin filament organization
Molecular function (GO): protein binding
Source: RefSeq, a predicted model, not a curated record
CCGUUCUGUUUUUUUUUUUCUUUUUUUUUUGUUUGUUAUUGCUGGUCGAGCAGCGCACUUGUCAAGGCCCACCCCGCUUUUGCCACUGUUGUGCUGCCAAGCUCUGUCACUGAUGGAGGACCCGGAACGCGCAGCUGUGCAGGCGCGGAUGCCUGCUGGCUGGAGCGUGCUGCGCUCGAGCGAUGGCAAGCUCUACUAUCACGACAAGGUCGCCAACACGACGCACUGGACGUCGCCCGUGCCACUCGACGGGGCUGCUGCUGCUGCUGCGACUGCUGCUACAACUACUACAACAAACGGGACUGCGAUUGCCGCGGCAGGCGCAGCAGCUGCAGCACAGCAGCCGGCCGAGUCACCGCUUCAUCGCAACGCUUCUGUGGCUGCACAGCAACAAGCGGUCGUCGCACCGACAACAACCACUGCCAAUCAAGCGACUUCAGCACCACCUGCCGCGCCCAGCAGCAACACAUCCAACCAGCGACACUCGCUGGUUUCCGAGUCGGAAGAGACGGCCAAAACACUGCAAGCCUUCACGGGAAUUGCCUACGCGGGAAAUGCAACGACGCGCGCAUGGGCCCCAAUUCGCUCCGAACCUCUGCGGAUUUUGUUCCGACAGCUCGAAAACGAAGUGUACCAGAUCUUUGCACGCCACGAAGGGCAGAUUCUGCUCGACUUUACCAUCAAGGAGGCCUGCAAGCUGCUGCGAAGCGAAACGUUUGUGCAGUUUUUCGCUUCGGACUCAAAGCAGCUCUAUGGCGCGCGGUUUCUCGUGCUGGAGGAUGCUGCCAAGUUUGCCAAAGUGAUUGAGAAGGCCAUCCUCGGCGUGUCCUCUGGCAAGCCGACCCCGUUGUCUGAGAUUGAGGCCAUCCUCAACCCCACGGCAGAGCAGCAAGUUCUUGCCUUGAAGCGCGACGAGCAAAAGGAGGCCGCCAAGGGCCGCCAGCUCGUGUUGUUUGUCCAUCUGCCUGCCGACCAAUCCACCGUCGUGCAGGUCUCGCCCGACAUGCCUUUGGAGGAUUUGCUCAACUACGUCUGCUCUCGACGAUAUGUUGAUCCCAAAAAGCACGCCUUCCAGCUGGUGAGCGAUCCUGGUCGAUCGCUGCCGACCAAUGUGACCAUUGGCUCGUUGGAUGCGCGCGAGAUUCGUCUUGUUCGGCGGAAAGAGUCGGCCAAGCGCAACACCAUUUCAGGCAGCUUGCGGGGACUGUUCUCGGCCGGCGGCAGCAAGAAGGAGCGAGGGUCUGUGAGCGGUACGUUUGAUUCUCCUUCAUCCACAUCAUCGUCCAAGCAGCAGCGCCGCGCAUCUGUCAGUGUCGAGCCGUCACCUCUGAGCAAGUCAAAGUCAUCACCCAACCAACCCAGCGUGGACAAGGCCGACACACAGUCUCUCGCAGGCGCUGGCAAGUACGCCGGUGGCAAGAAGAGCAAUACCUUCUCUUUGUCGGGCACUUGGCGCCGAUUGCGCGGAAAGAAUGCACCGCUGACCGCCUCGGUGUCCAGCCCCGGCCCAGACCCAUCGGCCAAUGCGGGCUACGAAAAGCCCUCCAUUGUUGCCGAUGGCGAGGCUGCACGGCAGUACCUCAAGGCAAACGCUUCCGCAGUCGCCGCCGGUGCUUCCAGUAGUAGCACCUCGUCCACGCCGUCGAUCAUGUCGCUCGGCAGCGACUUUUUCUCACCCCCGACUGAUGGGGCAGCCAACGCUGCACCGUCGUCAGCGAUCUCGCAGACCCCACCGCCAGCCAGCCAGCCUUCUCCAAGUGUCUCUGCGUCGAUCGACUCGAACGGGGUCCAAUCGCAUCAUGCCAGUGCUCAUUCUGCGGCGUCGACGCCCCCUCCCGCUGUUCCUUCUAUUUCGCUCACAAUUCCAGCACUCAACGGGGGUGAUUCUGGCAGCACCAGCGCCGAUAACCGCUCGCCGUCCCAACUCUCAUCGUCGCCCGGCUCGGCGGUGAUGGACUUGUCCAAGUUUAGCUUUGACAAUCUGACACCCGAAUGGAAGAAGCUGUUUGAGCUUGCUGGCGUGAAUGCCGACAAUGUCAAGGACGAGCGCACUGCCCAGUUCAUCAUGGAGUUUGUGCGCAGCAAAGGUGGUUUGUCCAUUGCGACCAACAACCAGCCGCGGCUCACCGAUGUCACGCAAAUCGACCAAACGGGACCCGCCAUGAACGACGAGGAGAAGGCAUUCUUGGAAAACUUGCAAGCAAAUCUCAAGUCGAAUGAAAACAAGCGCAAGUCGCGACGAGGCAUUGAGGAAAUGUUCGAACCUGAGCAUUAUGCUCAAAUGCAGCAAGAGAACAAGCACAAGCUGGAAGAGGUGAACAAGCGAAUUGCAGAAGACCUCGCCAACGUUGCGGCCAUGGAAAGCAGCGAUGAAGAAGAGGAAACUGCGGCUCCACGCCCAGUCGCCGCGGAUGCCGCUCACGUCUCGAUUCAGCUUGACGACACCGCCUCAUCCUCGACUCGCCCCGUCGAGCGAGUAUCAUCCAGCGAGAAGGCUGCGGGCACCACGCCAGGUGCAGCAUCUGCUGCGGCGGCCGCCAAGAUGCACAUUCCUGCAGGAUCUGUUCGCACCCGCUCCGACCCGCCCGCGUCAUGGGCUGGCAACCAAACGUUCGCAGUGAAGUUUAUCGGUUCGGUUGAAGUUACUCAGCCAAGCGGAUUGACCACCGCCAAGCAGGCCCUGGCACAGGUGGCGGACGAUGCCUCGCUGGUGUCAAUGUCGCUCGUCUUCUCUGCCACUUCGAUUGAGUUGCAUCAUGAGGGUUCUUCGGAUGCCUUGGUGAGCUACAAUUAUUCUGGCGUUUCCUUUGGCUCCCGCAUCGGUGAUACGCCACAGUCUCCGCUGAAGAAUGUGGUUGUUUUCAUUGCAAAGAAGCGAGGCACCCGUCACGAUUGUUUGGUGCUGCAAUCUGACGCACCGACCUCUCUUAUCGAGUGUUUCGUUGCCAAGAUCAAAGGGGCACUUCAAGCUAAGAGCUCGGCUUCUGGAACGCUCAAACAGCCCACCAAGCCCGCGACAGUUCCUAUCAAGACCCCAGCCGCGCCUCAACAGCCAGCAGCACCGCAACAACCAGCCGCGCCCCAGCAGCCUGCAGCGUUGCCAGAACAGGCGGCCAAACCUACUCCCGUGCCUGUUCCCGCCCCUGUGGCAAUUGCUGCCCAAUCCGAACCCUCAGCUCAACAGUCCAUUCAAGAUUAUGUUCACUCGAGCGUUCGCUCUCACCUGGAGCACCAAGAAGAACUUGCUCGUGCAGGCAAGCCUGUGCCUGCGCUGCAGAUGCCAGAUUUUGCCCAGGAGGCAAUGAAUCAGUACCAGCAGCAACAAGAGCAGCUUCAACAGCAACAGCAACUUCAACUCCAACAACAGCAACUUCAACUCCAACAGCAGCAACAGCAGCAACAGCAGCAGCAGCAGCAGCAGCAGCAGCAGCAGCAGCAGCAAUAUCUGCCACCAAAACCAAUUUACCCCCAGCAACCCGUCUAUGAGGAAGCCCCCGUGCCUCCGCCCCCAAUCUUUGACGACGACUUGCAGCCUGCCAUGGCACCGGUUGUGAGUGCCAAGUAUGCGGCGAAUAUGGCGCGGUUUAACGCCAUGACGGCUCAGUCGCUCGAUUUGGACUCGCUGCCUCCGCCGCCCUCGCUCGACUCGCUGCCGUUGCCGGAUCCGCAAAUGCUCGACCACAACUUGGAUCCGUUGAUGGAGGAGAUGGACGAUGAUGGGUUUGGAGCCUUGCCACCUCCGCCGCCUUCGACCGAGGUCUUUAGCACGACUUCAUUUGGUCGUAUUCCACCCAUCCCCGCGUUCGGUUCGACUAAUCAUGCCACUCCUCCGCCUCCUGCGUCGUUUGCUGCACCUGCGGUGCACGUUGUUGUUCCUCCAUUGUAUGUGGAUGACGAUGACGAACCGCCGCCGCCGCCACCAGUGUGGUGAAGCCCCUUCCAAUGUCUUUAUUUUUUUGUUUGGUUUUGUUUGUUGGGGGAGAGGGAGAUUUUUCUCGUUUCCUUGUGUCCCUUGUUGUUGGUUGAUAACUUUUCUUCUUGAACUGGGUUUGAACUGAAGUAAAGGAUCAUCAAACUCGCCUC